AUGGUCGAGAGCGUGAUAGAGCGCUCCAGGUCACGGUCCAGGUCGCAUGAAUGCAAAUCCGAAUCUCAUGAGCGGGUUGGAUGCCGGGUGCUUUACGUGCCGCCGGAGUUGACAGGUGUGCUAAUUGGCCGUGGUGGUGAAAGCAUCAAUGCGAUGUGCAGAGAGACGGGUGCGCGGAUCGAAGUUGCCAGGGAGGAUGCUGGCGCCGCCGACCGGCCUGUGACAAUCACAGGAUCUCCAGAAGCAGUGGACAGGGCAGUCCGUGCUGUAAAGAAGAUCGUGGACAGCGAAAAGCGACCCCCACAAGAGCAGCGCAAGGUCAUGCAAGUCGCUGGAGCAUUUGUAGGCAUGAUCAUUGGCAGAGGUGGUGAGAACGUCAAGGCCAUGUCUCGCGAAAGUGGUGCCAAGAUAGAGGUGUCCAGGGAUGAUGGUGAUCGCGACGCAGAUAGAAACGUCACCAUUACUGGCACGGCUGAGUCCAUAGAGAAAGCGACACAGCUCAUUGAAGACGUCAUCGGCAAUCGAGCCGGGGCCUCCGACGAUGACAGGAGUGAUGCAGAGGCUCUACCGGAUCCACCGCCAGGUUUUGAGGUGAGCGAGCAUGAGGAAUGGCUCUUCAAUGCGAAGACAGAAGAGUUCUUCAACAAGAAGACCGGUGCUUUUGCUUGGCUGAACACAAGCACGGGCAUGUUCUGUCCCAUCAGAGAAGGUGUGCGACAUGACGAUCUAGAACUGAUAUCCGGCACGGCGGUUGCCGUCGCGAGCAGUGACAACAAAAGCGCACCCAAGACAGUGGUGAUUCCGGACCUCCAUCGUGUCGCGCAAGCCCUGAAAGCCCCUUUUGACCACGUGGAUGCACCAGCCUCCAUGAUCGGUGUUUUUGGUUGUUCGGCUGGUGACGGCCCUGGUGUGCCAGUUGACCAGGCGGCGCGCACAUUUCACGAGAGGCUUGUGCGGCGGAUUGCUUCGUGGCGGAGUGCUUGGUUUGACCAGGCUUGGUUCGGCGCACUGACGGGUGCCAUGAUGGACGUUGCGGGCGAGAAUGGGGUCCUGCCGUUGGCAGCCGUGGCAUUGCUUGUUGGACGCAAAGUUAUAGCUGCUUCUGCACCUGGCGCCCGCGCUUGCCUAAUGGCUGGAGCUAGCAGCGAUGCUUGCACUGCGGUGGUGCCCAUGGAGGUGAAUGGAUCCGUCUGCUGUUUCCAACAGCUCCCAGCUACAAGUCCAGGUGUCGCAGACACUCUGUGCAUUCCAAUUGCCCUUAUCGCGGGCGUCUCAACUCUGGAUGACAACGUGACUUGCGCUUCGGUGAGCCGGUCGCUGUUUCAGAGGCGGCCGCGCGCGGCCGCCGUAGCCCUGCUCCGUGCAGCGCGCCAGGCGGGUUCUGCUGGGCCCUUGGCAGCGGCCACGGCUUGCCUCGGCGGCCGCAAGGUCCUGGUUGCAGAAGAGAGCCCGGACGUCGGCAGAAAAGCUGUCAAGGAGAAGAUGAAACAAAGCAAGGUGCGGGUUCGCCAGAUACUUCUUCGCUUUUGGUCGGGUAAAGGUGCGCAGCCGAUCAACCCAGUUACGCGAAAGCCCAUCACAAGGAAGGUGGAGGAAGCCGAGGUCCAGAUGCUGGAUGUCCUGGACAAGCUGCUGGCGGAGAACUCUGCGAACUUCGCGUGCAUCUGCAAGGCCUUGUCGGAAUGCGGCUCCGCGAUGCGCGGGGGAGCAGACAACGGUGAUCUUGGCUGGCUGGACCAGGCAAAGGUCGCAGCACUGGCGAAGGCGAAGGGCCAGCCCGGCGGCCCGAAGUCCGUUGUGCAGUCCAGUGUGCCCGUGGCAGUGGUUAAAGUGGCCUUCGAGUUGGAAAAGGGUGAACUAAGUGAUCUCGUGGUGUCCGAGCUCGGCGUGCACCUGGUGCAGAGAACCGGCUAA
Molecule: messenger RNA, 1914 nt
Organism: Symbiodinium sp. CCMP2456
Lineage: Eukaryota; Dinophyceae; Suessiales; Symbiodiniaceae
Source: the annotation of a GenBank genome assembly